ACUCUGAGGACCAACAUGUUCACAUUUUGGACAAAGAAGACAGAUGGUGAAGGAAGACGUCAACGUAAAGCGAGAACAAACUAUUUUAAACAGAGGAGGAGGACUCAGGUUUCAACUUUAAGAAACUUACAACACAGCUAUAGGUUUGAUUCCUUCCAAUUUUCAUCUCCACGCAUGUGACCACAACAUUCCUCCUGGGAGCCAGGCUAACGAGGAACCUAACGACUCUCUGUUAUUGGAGAUUCACCAGUUCCAGGUGAAUCUACAGGUGACUCUCUAAUGAGGCCUGCAGGUCUAUGAAUCUGGGAACUCCACACCGCUCCAAACAUUUUGAAUUGAGAAACAUCUUCAGCUUCAGAAUAGAAGUCCACUUGUUUUAUCUUUUAACCUUUUUGGAUUGCUGUGCUGUUUUCCACGGAGCUUUUAGCAGGCUGCUAGUGCUAGCCUAGCCAGCUGAGGGUAAAAGUAACAAUGGUUGUGUUUCUAGGGGGGGGGGGGGGGUCUUCUUCUGAAGUGAAUGAAACCCAUCAGGACAAGCUUCCUUCCUCUCAGACACACGGAGACCUAAAUCAACAUGUUUGGAAGAAAGAGGAGGAAGAGGAGGAUCUCUCCAACCAGCAGCUCUGGAACCUGCAGAGGUACUGCUUUCUAGACCAGGAGGAACUCAAAUAUCUACAUGUUAAAGAGGAAACUGUGGAACCACAGUGGACAGAGGAGAAUGAUGAACCAGGUUUUGGACACAUUAAAGAGAAAAAAGAGGGACCAGAACAUAUAGGGUUUGAAUCAGAUGAUGAAAAAAUGGAACAUUUACUGGUUAAAUGGGAUUCUGGGAAACUACCACAUCUACACAGUAAGGAAGAACAGGAAGAAAUAGAACUUCCACAGAUUAAAAAGAACCACAAAGAGCUACAACUGUCACAGAUUAAGAAGGAGCAGGAAGAACUAGAACAGUUACAGAUUAAGGAGGAAGAGAGUAAUAUAGAACUGUUGUGCUUUAAGGAGGAACAUUUAAAUAUAACAAAGGAGCAGGAGGAACUUCAACUUGCUGGAUUAAGAACGAGUCAAAGGAAACUAGAAUUUUCACACAUCAGGGAGGAACAGGGUGAACUUUCAUGCAACGAAGAGGAACACGAGGAACUAAGAAAUGCAGAAAUUGUAGCAAAACAACAGGAACCAAAAUCUGCAGGACUUGUUGCAGAACGUGGAGAACCACAACAUUCCCAGUUGGAAGCUGAACAUGAGGAACCACAGCUGCUGUCAUUCCUGAGCCACAGCAGUAAGCAGAUACAGCAGCUGUUGAUGAACCACACCACUGAUGCCUUCAUGGACCCUGGGUCUUAUCAGAGAAGCACCUUCCGACAGUCAGAACCAAAGAUCGAUCAAUUUUGCUGCCUUUCCAGGGCUGAAGCUCAGGGCCAAAGUCAGGAAGGUACUAACUGUCCUCUGUCUCAAAGUCUGGCCAAUCCUGACCCUGAUCCACCUGUUAAAUGUGACGUCUGUGGAAAACUGUUUAAAAAUAAACACAGUUUGAUUGAACAUCAGGGAAUCCACUCAGUGGAUGUCCACUCAGAACUGAAGCAAUAUGUUUGUAAAACAUGUGGAAAAACCUUCGCUCAGUACAAUGGUUUAAAGGUCCACAUGAGAUGUCACACUGGUGAGAGACCUUUCACCUGUGAAACAUGUGGGAAAAGUUUCAGGUAUAGUAGCGAUCUCCUUGUUCACCGGAGAACACACACAGGGAAAAACUCAGUUUGUUGCAAAACCUGUGGAAAGGUUUUCACCCGAAUCCAUAGUUUAAACGUCCACAUGAGGCAUCACACAGGCGAUUGGCCGUUUUCAUGUGAAACAUGUGGGAAAGGUUUCAGCAAUCGCUCUAAGAUGGAUGUUCACAGGAAAACCCAUGCUGGCAAGUGGCCAUUUUUCUGUGAAAAGAGUGGGAAUAGCUUUUCUAGUACUUUUAGUUUAAAUUUUAACAAGCAAACUCACACAACUGAGAUGCCUUUCAGUUGUGACAAAUGUGGGAAAAGUUUCCAUGAUCCUUCAUAUUUAAAUGUUCAUAAAAGAAUUCACACAAGGGAAAAACACCCUUGCUUAACAUGUGGCAAAAGCUUCACUCAGCUUGGUAGUUUAAAUGUUCACAUGAGAAUCCACACAGGGGAAAAACACCCUUGCUUAUCGUGUGGUAAGAGCUUCACUCAACUUGGUGGUUUAAAUGUUCACAUGAGAAUCCACACAGGGGAAAAACCGUAUUUAUGUGUAACAUGUGGGAAAAGGUUUACUAUUAGCAGCCAGUUGAAUGUUCAUACUAGAACUCAUACGGGCGAGAAGCCCUUCUCUUGUGAGACGUGUGGGCAAAAGUUUUCUAGGAACAGUAGCUUGGUUGUCCACAUGAGGAGCCACACAGGAGAGAGGCCUUUUCAGUGUAAAACAUGUGGGAAAAACUUCACUCAGCACAGUGUUUUGCAAAUUCACAUGAGGACCCACACUGGAGAAAAGCCGUUUUCUUGUUCAGUGUGUGGAAAAAGCUUUAAUCAGAGUGGCAGUCUGUUAAGACACAUGCAGGUUCACACACAGAGGAAGGGUCCUCCUUAAACCUUAAGAUUUAGUUGGUAGAAAUGACACUUUUAACCACUUUUUGGAGUUUAACGUUACACUGAAAUACACAUACCUAGAAGGGUAGAUGUGGGUCAUUCAUCUAACUGCAUUCACCUUUUUUUCUCCUAGGGUUCUAUCAAACUGCUUCCUUAAACUUGAUUUAUCCUGUCAUUAUUAGAAGUUUUCUGGCUCACUAAGAUGUAUCUUAAAUGUUAAAUUUUCUUUAUAUAUAU
Molecule: messenger RNA, 2828 nt
Organism: Fundulus heteroclitus (mummichog)
Lineage: Eukaryota; Metazoa; Chordata; Actinopteri; Cyprinodontiformes; Fundulidae
Product: zinc finger protein 2
Exons: 2
Coding region: 472-2592 (706 amino acids)
Biological process (GO): regulation of cytokine production; regulation of immune system process; negative regulation of transcription by RNA polymerase II
Source: RefSeq, a predicted model, not a curated record